UUUGGGUGCUUUAUGGGUAUUUGGCGCUGAUGUGCAAAGUCAGGCCCGAGUAUUAUGACGUUGUCUUUGUUUAUCUCACCUACUUUUAUAAAAGUCGAGAAGAAAAGGGAGAAGGGACUUUUUGGCCAAUGCGAAGGUCAAGAAGAAAAAUGAGAAGAGGCUUUUCAGCCAAUGCGGGUAUUCUCUAUGUCCUUCUCACUCACAGGAUCAGGCUCGAUUCUGUCCUUCUAGAUUCAAGGUCGAGAUGUCGACGUUUCGAUUGCCUUACUGAGUCAUCAUCUUCAGGGACUUUUAAUGAGAUUCUACUGAACCAUCGGGCAUGAACCUCUGACCAAGAUGUUAGAGCAGGACUUACUCAACUCCAGCUUCUCCCCGGACUACUCGGAGGUGAGCUACAACUGCUCCGCCUUCUCCUCACUGAGUCAAUGCGAGCUGAACUACUCCUCGAACCUCACCGUGACUCACUCUGGAUACAUCAACGUGACCAACGAGAUGCCCAUCUCCUACGCCAUUCCCCUUUACGGAUACUUCAUGCCCAUCCUGUUGGUGAUCACCAUGGUGUUCAAUACGUUGAUCGUGGUGGUGUUAUCCAGGAAACACAUGAGGACACCCACGAAUAUCGUGCUGAUGUCGAUGGCUUUGUGCGAUAUGUUCACCCUGUUGGUCCCUGCACCCUGGUUGAUUUAUAUGUACACCCUCGGGAACCAUUACAAGCCCUUGUAUCCGGUGGCGGUGUGUUACACUUGGAGUGUGAUGCAUGAGAGUCUACCGAACAUGUUCCACACGGCCAGCAUAUGGCUCACCCUGGUGUUGGCCGUCCAAAGGUACAUCUACGUGUGCCACGCCCCUUUGGCCCGUAGACUCUGCACGUUGCCAAACGUCUACAAGUGCGUCGGUUACACCCUGGUUGCCAGCUCUUUGCAUCAGUUGCCGAGGAUGUUCGAUACGGAUUAUAGUUUGACCGAAAUAAGCUGGCACAACCGCACGGUGAGCGUCUGCGUGAAGAACUACGCCUCCUGGGUCCAAGAGAUCCUCAGCCUCGACGUCUACUACAUCUGCUACUACAUGUUCCGCCUGAUCUUCGUGCACAUGCUGCCCUGCAUCGCCCUGGUCACCCUCAACCUCCUGCUCUUCAGGGCACUGAAGCAGGCGCAGAAACGUCGCGACAUCCUCCUCAACUCGAAGAAGAACCAGAAGAACGAGUGCAAGAAGCUGCGAGACUCCAACUGCACCACCCUGAUGUUGAUCGUGGUGGUGAGCGUGUUCCUAUUGGUCGAAAUCCCUUUGGCGGUGGUGACGAUGCUCCACAUCAUCUCCAGUUCGAUCAUCGAGUUCCUCGACUACGACGUCGCGAACACGCUGAUCAUCUUCACGAACUUCUUCAUCAUCUUAAGUUACCCGAUCAAUUUCGCGAUCUACUGCGGCAUGUCGAGGCAGUUCCGUGAGACUUUCAAGGAGAUCUUCAUCAACGGGAACGAGGGAGCCAGGAACGGAUCGUCGCGUUAUUCGAUCGUUAACGGACCGAGGACUUGCACCAACGAGACUGUUUUGUAAUUUUAAUUUUUUUUUUGUUGUUGUUGACAGGGAAAUGGGUGGCAAUUUAUUUACUUGGGUGUUUUUUAUUGAUUCAGAGGGCGCAUGCGUGAAACCCCCUACCCCCAUUGAGUCGGCCUCUUUACACAAGAAUGACCGGUUUAAGGUAAAAAAUCUAAUGUCAGUGACUGACGUCACGUCUUGUUUCAAAUGGCGGCCAUCUUGCUAAGAUCUCUAGGGCCACGCCCAGGUUUAGAAGGAAGAUCUUCGAAACAAAAGAAGAUAGAUGAAAGAGAGAUGAGAGUUGUUUAAAAGUCAAAUGUCAAUUUAUUGUCGAAGGGUCGUAUGUCAAUUAUUGUCUUGUCGAAUGUCAAGUUCCUAUCCUGGUUUUCUGGCUUUUCUUUUGGAACUGGAGAGUUUCGACAUUAAGGUUUUUUAAUUGUUAUUUUAUGGGCAAUCUAUAGCAAAAAAAGUUUUUUGAUUCAAUUAAACAUUUGAAUUUUUUCGUAUAUUUCGAGAAAAUUGCCUCUUUUUGCCUGGAGGUUUUUCACGAUUUUCUCCCACUGUAUGAAAGAUAAAAUUAAAAUUUCUUUUCCCCAAGAUUGCCCUUUUAAUUUUGAACAACUUUUAUUUGAACUAUUUCCCUCUCACACUUACAGAUUUUUUGUAAAAAAAUUAAAAGUGAUUUUGAAAAGAUAAAUCACGGGUCUACCCCUUCAAAUUGCUCUAAUGCAUGUGUUCUUAUGGGAAUUACACUUUUUGAA
This is a messenger RNA of Anthonomus grandis grandis, 2297 nucleotides long. It is a transcript of the gene SPR, whose product is annotated as sex peptide receptor. The transcript is spliced from 8 exons. The record is from RefSeq and is a predicted model, not a curated record. Gene Ontology annotation, cellular component: membrane. Gene Ontology annotation, molecular function: G protein-coupled peptide receptor activity. Gene Ontology annotation, biological process: G protein-coupled receptor signaling pathway. NCBI's taxonomy places the organism in Eukaryota, Metazoa, Arthropoda, Insecta, Coleoptera, Curculionidae. The coding region runs from base 337 to 1554 and encodes 405 amino acids.